Messenger RNA from Culex pipiens pallens (northern house mosquito), 6782 nucleotides. It is a transcript of the gene dock, whose product is annotated as cytoplasmic protein NCK1. The record is from RefSeq and is a predicted model, not a curated record. The transcript has 6 exons. Bases 757 to 1980 code for a protein of 407 amino acids. Lineage: Eukaryota; Metazoa; Arthropoda; Insecta; Diptera; Culicidae. Gene Ontology annotation, molecular function: protein binding.
CCAGAACUUUUUCCACGAUAGCCGUCGCGAAAGUGAUUUUUCGAGGCCUGCUACCAAAUUCGAUUUUUUCCGACUGAAUCGGGGCGCGUCGGGUCGCGAGUGGUGCAUCAAUCGGCGGAACGGGAGUGCAACUACGGCCGGAAGUGGUCCACCGUGGACGGGGAGUGAAAUUCGAGCCGGAAAAGUGGAUUUUAUUUUCAGCCAAACCCCCCUUCAAGAGAGAAAGGAGGAAGGAAAAAAAAAGGUUCGGACAGCUUUCAGCUUUUAGCAGACGGGGCGGUGUACGCGGGCUGCGUUAGUGUGAGUGAAAGGGGGAGAGAGCGCACACGCACACAGCCAGCGGUGCGGACGCACCGGAUCAUCACGCGAAGGGGUGCAUAAACAUAAAAGUGAGUGUUGUUGUUUUUGUCGAAAAGUUGGGUGUUUGCGAAAAAAAAAAAAAAAAAGAUUUGCUGUAAAAAGUUGCCUAAUGAAGAUACCAGAUUUGGUACACGACCAUUACGAAACAACGCAUCACAACUAGAACAAUGUUGAAACAAUGAUCGUACGCAGCAGAUCGCGACCGAAUCGUAGAAUGAGCCGGAUUCCUUCGGUCUUGGAGAAGUAGCUAGAACGUAGAUGUAAAACUGCAAACACUGAUCAAUUUUGAUAACCAGACACAGAAUCUUAGUCAUUAGCUUGUAAGUGAAUAGUUGGAUCUGAAGAGAAAGUGGUUUUCUACGAACAAAGCUCUGUCAUAACAUUAAAAAUCUCGAAAUGGCAGGCAGCAUCAAGCAAGAGGAUGUGUGCUACGUGGUAGCCAAGUACGAUUACGCCGCACAAGGUGCUCAGGAGUUGGAUCUUAGGAAAAACGAACGCUAUCUACUGCUGGACGACAGCAAACACUGGUGGCGCGUCCAGAACUCCCACAACCAGUCGGGAUACGUCCCGAGCAAUUACGUUAAGAAGGAGAAGAAGUCGGUUUCGCUGUUCGACAGCUUCAAGAAGAAAGUGAAGAAGGGUUCCUCUGGCAGCAAAACUCUUCCAAACUGUUCCCCCUCGCGGCAGGUGGACAGCCCGACCAUGAGCAGGCGACUGCCGCCGGAUCCUUCCGAAGCCGUUGCUUCCACACCCAUAGGAACUGCCAUAGUAAAGUAUAACUACCAAGCGCAACAGCAGGACGAGCUCUCGCUGAUCAAAGGAACGCGAAUACUGAUCCUGGAAAAGUCCAACGACGGCUGGUGGCGUGGCCAGAGCGGCUCCGCGACCGGCUGGUUCCCCAGCAACUACACCACGGAGGAAACCGAAGACGACACGGUCCACACGUACGCCAUGGCGGAAAACGUGCUGGACAUUGUGGUCGCGCUGUACUCUUUCAACUCAAACAACGACACGGAGCUGUCCUUCGAGAAGGGCGAUCGCCUGGAGAUCCUGGAUCGACCCGUCACAGAUCCCGAGUGGUACAAGGCCCGGAACAACAACGGCCAGAUCGGCCUGGUGCCGCGCAACUAUCUCCAGGAGCUGUCCGAGUAUCUGGCCCAGCCGUACCGCAGCAACAACGGCAGCGGGCCCGACUCGCUCGACCGGCGGCCGAACGACCCGUCCCAGGCCACCAAUAACAACAACUCGAGCUCGGCCAACAGCAACAACAACAACUCCCAGCAGCUGGACCGGCCGCCGCUUACCGGCAAGAGCUGGUAUUACGGUGCCAUCACGCGGAGUCAGUGCGACACGGUGCUGAACACGCACGGCCACGACGGCGACUAUCUGAUCCGGGAUAGUGAAACAAAUCUCGGUGACUACUCCGUAUCGCUGAAAGCGCCCGGCCGCAACAAGCACUUCCGCGUCCACGUCGAAGGUAACAUGUACUGCAUCGGACAGCGAAAGUUCCACACGCUGGACCAGCUGGUGGACCACUACCAAAGAGCACCCAUCUACACCAACAAGCAGGGCGAGAAGCUGUACCUUGUGCGGCCCCUGCCGAAGGCCAACGGAACCUAAGCUUGUUGCUGUUGGGUAAGCGUGUGCGUUUUUUUAAAUCAUUUUUAUUUAUAACGCAAAAAAGGCAACAUACACUCACGAGCGGGGGCGUAUGUAACAUUAAGCUAGACAAAAGAAAAAGACUAAUUAAGGCAGAACAAUUUUUUGAACCACCCUCGAAAUACUGUUGCAAGCUAAAUGUCCCUUGUUUGAUAUAUUUAUUUAUUCAUCAAUCGACCGAAGGACGACACGCGACAGCGAUUGUCCAGAGUUACAUAUUUUCUGUUUUCUAAGCUAAACAAAAGAGAAAUUUUAAUUGUUUUAUCCGAUGGUGUUCUAAUGGGAAAGACAGCUCUAUUCGAACACCAUGAUUGUGUGAGAGAGCGCUCUUUAUAAUAAAUCGUGAGAAAAUAUUCAUCCUACUCAGCAAGGCAACCUAUUACAUACAUCUAUUCCUCACAACAAAAAACAAAACAUGUAUCGCAAAUAGAAAAAAAAAUCCCAAUCAUGCUUUUCUUAAAAAGGCAUAAAAAUAUAUCAAAUAUAUUAAACUCCCGCUUUGAAAUAGAGGAAAAAGAAGCACUUACACAGAUUACAUAACAUAAAAAACAACUCAAAAUACAAUGGUGCAGCUUCUAGGCGUUCAAAAUAGUACAUGAAUGGUUAUAACAAAAGAAUAAAAAAAAUAGCAAAGCAGAGCGCAGUGUAACUGUAGUAAUAUGGUAUGUGGUGGAUACAAAGCAAAUCUCGUAAUCCGGCCAGCGAUUUUAGCAAAAUGAAACAGUUUUAAAUUGCAUGCUUGAUAUUAAUGCAAUUCUCUUAUUUUGAAACAGUAAAACUGCAGUGCGAGUGCAGUUUAAAGCAAAUGUAACCAAAUGUCAUACAUUUUCUUCCUACGUACAAACUUACUAGAAACCUAUUGGUGUCGGUUUUGUUCGAGUUUCGCCCUUUGUUUCAGCGUAACACAUUGAUAUUUACCACCGACUAACUAUAUUGCAUUCACAACUGCAUCAAACUCAUUUGAAAACGCAGAAAUUUUAUGUGUUUGCAGUGUAAUUUUGUUGUGAUCUACUUGGUUGCGUCUAAAAGCUAUUAAAAACUGAUAGCUAGUGCAAUUUUUAAUUUAUGUUUUAAUUGGCAUGCUAAAUUUUCUUAAAAGAGACGUUAAAUAUUCUCUCUCCAUUGCAAGUUUAGUAAUCGAUGAAAUUAUCACCAACAUUGACAAGGAAAACCAUACUAUUAAUGAUAUAAUUGUAUCGUCCAUCGGCGAUUCGAUAAUUUUUAUUAAUUUUUGAUAAUGAUUAACAUAAAUAUUUGUGAAGAAUUGAUUCAAUGAAAAUCCUUCCAACUUUAAAAACUUUUACUAAAUUGAUUUUUUUUGCAUAAAAUUCUACGAUAAAAUAAUUCAAUUUAGAAAAAAAAAACCCUUUAAAGUUUCACAUAAGCGUGUAAGACAAACAAACAAUUUAUCUUAAUAAUACUUACUUUUCCUGUCAUUCUAAAGCGACUUAUCUUCACCAGGAAUAACAGUGCUGAAAAGUUCAUUGUAGCACUCAUUUGAGUACUGAGAAGCUCAAGUUUCCAGCAAUUGGGUACUAAAGCCCUGUGUCAAUUUUUAUGUACAACGGUAAAAACACGAUUAAAAACUAUUUCUGAUCACUUUUUUUCAUUUUAAUGCAAAAAUUUUUUUUGACAGGACAACAUUUUUUCGAUGGAUCAACUAUGGUCCCCUUGGAACGAGCUGUCAAGUAGAAACUUUUGUGCCAAGAAGGACCGCGAGGUUAAUUUUUCAAAAUUGAUUUAAAAAUCCAUUUUAAACUCUUUGUGGUCUUUAUCGCUGUAAACAAUAAUAUCAGCAAUAUAAGCUUCAUUUUAGGACCCAAUUGUAUCGAAAAGACUUUUCGGCAAUGUUUUUUUUCAAUUGGCAGGACGCCGAACUAAAGCGAAAAAAAAACAAACGUUUCAUCACAGAGUAACACAGAGAGAACACUGGCAUUUAAUUUUUGGUCCCACUUCGCGGUAUAUCGCAGGUACAUCCCAGGCCUGCUACCAGUAAACUUUAUGGAGCCAAAUUUAAUUACUUUUAUUCGUGUUGUUAUCUAUCUGGAUUAGGUCGUGAUUUAACUGAAAAAUGUUAUUCAAAUGCAAAGCUCGAUUUUUCAGCACUUUUCUUUAUCUAUCCAACGAGGCUUUGUCAAACCCGUGCUGAAAAAAAAUGAAUGCUACAAAAAAAAAUUUGGCAAAUUUGAAAUAUUUGAGAAUGUUUGCAAAUUAAAUACAUUUUUUUGAAAAUACAGUACUCUUGAAAACACAUAUUUGGAGAAAAACAAAGAAUUUGUUUACCAAGGCAUUGAUUUUAAAAGGUGAUGUGACAGCUUACUUCGACGAUUCACAGGUUUAAAGUCAUGGUUUUUUUUUUUUUUUUGUUUGAUACAAUCUAAGCAAAAUUUAUUCCGAAAUAAUCGAAACAAAGUUGGACUUCGCUUGACACAUUUUGCAUUUUUUAAAGAUGAAUUUAAAAAAGUUUCAUUAGAAAAUAACAGUAUUUUGUUUUGUACAAAUUCUAAAUUCUUUUUGAUAAACUUUCUCUAUUUCUAUCCCUUUUCCCUUGCAAUUUUAGUAAGUUUUUUUUCUUAUCUUUUUCUUACUUUCGGUAACCCUUUAACUACAAGCAACAAUUGUUCGAAAAUGGAUUAUGAUGUAACACACAGCUGAAAGGAACUCCAAAACUCUGUAAUGAACCUCAAAAGAACUUAUUGUAUCUUGAUUAUUCACCAAUAAAACCGAAUUGAAUUGAAUUUUUGAUAAACUCAAUAAGGAGUGAGUUUCUUUACGUUUGAGUUUGACACUUACUGAGAGAAUUUUUCAAAGACUCUUCGCUCUCAUGAAGAACAUAUCGGUAAAAAAAACUCAUAUUUCAAAAUUCUGGAUGAUCAGGCAGAUCUUUGAGUUCAUUACUACACUUGCAGGUGAAACGUCACAAGUCGAUGAGUAACCUGUCAUUUUCGUAGAAGAACAAUGUUUGUAAACAAAACGAUGUUCUUCUGGAAGUUCGGAAAAUAUUUUCUUUGCCGUUUUUCACCUAGUCUCAGUUUCAUGAACAAAGUUUAAAUUUUGAGAUAAUUUUAUCUCUGCUCUAGCAACAAUAUGACUCACUCAAAGUUAUUAAAAUUGGAGAGGGUUUCGUUUGAAUUCAAACGUUCUAAUAAGCUUGUCAUAAGGUUUUUUGUAAACUAUCACCGAUGAUUUUAUCGGUGAUCGAUAACAAUGGAGCUAAUAUUAUCGAUAUUACUACAAGCUUAUCUUCUUCUCUUCUCUUUUGUUCGAAUGCAAAACAUUAAUUCUAGAGAUUUUUUGAAAAGGUCCUAUGUAUAAGCUAUAUUUAUAGUACAUCUCAAAUAAAUUUCUAGAAUUUCCCUUUACCAGCGGAGAAAUAACCAAUAUUUUCGGCCCAUCAGCAAACGUCAAACCAGUUCAAGCUUGCUGUCGGUUCUUUUUUUCCGGAUCUCUUCCGGAAAAGAUUCGACCACAAAAGAACACAGUUUUUUCCAUGUGAAAGUUAGUUUGUGGGAAACCAGUUUGGAAACAGUAAAAAAAACUCUGUUUUGACACGUUUGCAAACAAAGUUUCCCGCAAUAGAAUACCACCUUGAGUAGCAGUCUGUGCGAGAGAAGAUACUUAGGAGUAUGCAAAUGCGACUUUGCCGGAGAGAGUAUUUUAUGAUUAUCUCUUUUUGCAAAAAAAAUCCUCAACGAUGAAAAAAGGUAUAUGUGAAAAAAAAAAAUCGACAGCACAAAACGGAAACGGAGUUUUCCAGCAACAGAAUAACAACAACAAUUAAUCGGCCCUAGACUGGUGAAACGACACAAACAAAAAAACAUUGGAUCGAAAUUAUUGCAAAACAAAUACAAUAAGUGGAACUAGAGAAUGCACGUAGUCGUAGAGCGUGGAAAAAUCAAUUCCAAUACAUGAAAGCGAAAUGAAUUGUGUACUUUAUUGGUAGAUCCAAAAUACAGGGAAGCAAACGUGCGUGGGCGAGAUGGGUUUGCUUUUGUUCCGUGAACGCCUUCUUUUGUAUGCGGAGUGGAAUCUAAUUCAAUUGUAGCGAGCAUGAGUAAAUGGAGUUACAAUAAGACUGAUUCAAGUCCAUCUUUUUUUCCUCAGUUUGGACUUGAAUCAACGAACGACACGAGCGUCUUUUCGUAUGCAUGGAACAACAUCUUUGCGUUUAAAUAGUUCUAAUGAUGGUAUUAAACAGUGCAUUUUUGCGAAACCGUUUUUGAUAAUUACUUUUUUGAAAAUCAUCUUAUUCCGAACGUCAUCAUCGUGUCAUGUGAAUCGUUUAAAACAAAAUCUUUAAAACCACACUCCUGUACAGAACCUACCUGCUACCGUGGUUUACUCCAAUAUCUAUGUUUGCAUUGCCCGCAGGUGGUGCACACAUUCUUUAACGACAUUAAAAAACUCAAAACCACAAACACACACACAUUUUAUUAUCCACAUUCUUAUUGUGAAGUACUAAAGAAACUAAUCAUUGUAUGAUGGUUGACCUAACGAGCCGUAUAAAACAAAUACUGUAUGAAUUGUUAGGAAAGUGAGUGAACCUAUACCAAAUCGUAAAAUUAGCAUGUAAAAAGUCAAAUCAGAAAAGAGCGACUGUAACUAAGUAAAAUAUCAAUUAAAAAAGAACAUACUCUCACGUAAAAUUGAAUACACAAAAAAGCAAAAUACAACAAAAAAAACAUCCACGUAAUCAUACCAUAGGCUGGACGAACACUAGCUCAUCAUUCCGUGUUCAUGAAAAAAAAAAAUCCAACAUAAAA